CGGGCUGUGCGGGCUUGGGGCGCUGAGAUGCGGCUGCUGGUGCCGGAGCCCGGGACCAGUUUUAAGCGCGCGCGCUAGCGGGGCACGGCGAGGGGUGGCCAGGCGGUGGCGACAGGUUUUCCUGGGCGGGCGCGCGAUGCAGCGGGCAGCGGCACUGGUCCGGCUGGGCUGUUGCCCCCGGACUCCAGGCCCGUGGGGCCGUAGUCAGAGCAGCGCGGCCGCCGAGGCCUCCGCGGUGCUCAAGGUGCGACCGGAGCGGAGCCGGCGCGAGCGCAUCCUUACGCUCGAGUCCAUGAACCCGCAGGUGAAGGCUGUGGAGUACGCGGUGCGGGGACCCAUCGUGCUCAAGGCGGGUGAGAUAGAGCUCGAGCUGCAGCGGGGUAUCAAGAAACCAUUCACUGAGGUCAUCCGUGCCAACAUUGGGGAUGCCCAGGCCAUGGGCCAGCAGCCAAUAACCUUCCUCCGACAGGUGAUGGCACUCUGUACCUACCCAAACCUGUUGGACAGCCCCAGCUUCCCAGAAGAUGCUAAGAAACGAGCCCGGAGGAUCCUACAGGCUUGUGGCGGAAACAGCCUGGGCUCUUACAGUGCUAGCCAGGGUGUCAAUUGCAUCCGUGAAGACGUGGCUGCCUACAUUACCAGGAGAGAUGGCGGUGUGCCUGCAGACCCAGACAACAUUUACCUGACCACUGGUGCCAGUGACGGCAUUUCUACAAUCCUGAAGAUCCUGGUCUCCGGGGGCGGCAAGUCACGGACCGGCGUCAUGAUCCCCAUCCCACAGUACCCCCUCUACUCGGCCGUCAUUUCUGAGCUCGAUGCCAUCCAGGUGAACUAUUACCUGGAUGAGGAGAACUGCUGGGCCCUAAAUGUGAAUGAGCUCCGGCGGGCUGUGCAGGAGGCCAAAGACCACUGUGACCCCAAGGUGCUGUGCAUCAUCAACCCUGGGAACCCCACAGGUCAGGUCCAAAGCAGAAAGUGCAUAGAAGAUGUGAUUCACUUUGCCUGGGAAGAGAAGCUCUUUCUUCUGGCUGAUGAGGUGUACCAGGACAAUGUGUACUCUCCGGACUGCAAAUUCCACUCCUUUAAGAAGGUGCUUUAUGAGAUGGGGCCUGAGUACUCCAGCAACGUGGAGCUCGCCUCCUUCCACUCUACCUCCAAGGGCUACAUGGGCGAGUGUGGCUACCGAGGAGGCUACAUGGAGGUGAUCAACCUGCACCCUGAGAUCAAAGGCCAGCUGGUGAAGCUGCUCUCUGUGCGACUGUGCCCGCCCGUGUCCGGGCAGGCUGCCAUGGACAUCGUUGUGAACCCCCCAGUGCCUGGAGAGGAGUCCUUUGAGCUGUUCCACAGGGAGAAAGAGUCUGUCCUGGGUAAUCUGGCCAAAAAGGCUAAGCUGACAGAAGACCUGUUUAACCAAGUCCCAGGAAUUCACUGCAACCCCUUGCAGGGAGCUAUGUAUGCCUUUCCUCGGAUCUUCAUCCCCAGCAAAGCCGUGGAAGCAGCUCAGGCCCAUAAAAUGGCCCCCGACAUGUUCUACUGCAUGAAGCUCCUUGAGGAGACUGGCAUCUGUGUUGUACCUGGCAGCGGCUUCGGGCAGAGGGAAGGCACCUACCACUUCAGAAUGACCAUCCUCCCUCCGGUGGAGAAGCUGAAAACAGUUCUACAGAAGGUGAAGGACUUUCACAUAAAGUUCCUGGAGAAGUACGCAUGAGGAUUGCUCGGGCCCAAAGGGAGACACAGUUGUCAGGCCUUCCUCCUGAUGGCCCGCCCACACCAGACUGAACUUGCCUUCCCCAGCAACUCUGCCUCAGGCCUCACAAAGGCCACUGGUGGCUUUUGUUGUCAUUUUGCCCCAAGAGACUUCUUUCUUUGUGCCUUGAUGUUGGGAGCACUUCUCUUCUGAGCAAAUGUGAAUUGGGGAUAUCUCAGAAGCCCUGUUUUUGUUUGUUUGUUUGUUUUUUGUUUUUUUAAGCAACCAAAGUAGAGGGGACUUGCUCAGCACAUGUGGCCGGUGUUCUCUGAAUCCAUUAUUGUGCUAUUGGAGAGGCUAUUUGGGGUUUAAAACAACCAGGGUAUGUAUGUUGGGUGAGAUGUUUCAGAUCUGAAGAAACACGAAGGUGCUGGGAAAUGUAUGAUAACCAUGGCAAGAAGUGGAAAUCCUAAACUCACCACCGUGAUCUGUGAAAUAAAACCAUUAGCGGUGUGAAAAUCUAGUUCUUCAAACAGGAGAGCCUGGAAGUCUACUAGAGGCUCAGAGAGGGCCCACCAUUCUGGCUUGUAGGCAGACAGCCUAUCUCUCAGACAAGAAUGGUGAAAGCAGUAGCACGUGGGUUGGACUAGAUGCCAGGCUAGGUUGUGACAGGUACGGGGGGCAAUGGCCAAGUCAAAGCGUUCUGCAGGGGAAGAGUGGGUGCAAGCCAGGCUCCAAGUUGAACCAGGUCUCCACUUGGGAGUGCACAUCAGGUAGUGAGGACUCUGCAACAGGUAAUUGAGCAACAGGUAAUGAGGGCUUUGGGGGUGAAACGUUCCCUUAAGCAUGCUUAGGUUGGGACCCCCAUCUGGGAGGUCUUCCUGGACUUCAGGGACACAGGGUACAGCCUGUCCCAGUCGCAUGGAGGCAUUCUGCCUGCUGAUGUGUGGAUCCAUCCUGCCCUUAGCCAAUAGCUGUUUUCUACCAAGGGCUUGAUUUCCACACAUCGCCCUCUGUUGGUGACAGCAGGGACAAGGAAACACUGAAGAUGUCCACAAAUGAGGGAGGGGCAUCCUCAAGGACUUGACCAAUCAAGCCCAACCAAUCCCCUCCUGUAGUGUGUGUUGUUUCAAAUCAAAUUCAGUCCAUUUCCUAGCUGAUAACUGGUCAAAGUGCCUGGUAGCUUGGCUGCUGUGGGCGAGUACAUGUAAUUGGAUUCGAAGUUUAUAAAAGUAUUUUAACUUAAUGCCAAGCAUUUUGCCUCACUUUGCUGCUGGCUCCCCUCCCAGACUCUGCAGACUGUGCUGUAGCAUCAGUCAUGUCUCCAGCCAGGGGAGUAUCCUCCAUCAGGCCUGCUGCUUCCCUGGCAUUAGCAAACCUGGGUCAGGGCCUGACCCACACUUUGAAAACAAGUGGGUGCCAUGGGAGCAGUAGGCUUAUCUGAGAGCCCCUUCAUUAAGAGACCCUUCCUACCAUUGGCCUUCCCCAGUGGGCAGUGAGGGAAGCCAAGGCCAGCUAUAGAGCCUGGGGGCCCAGCAAGUCCCAAAUUGGAAUCAAAGGAGCUGGAGAGACAAAAAUGAAGAGAAGUGAACUUUGAAGGCAGCCUCCUAUGCUGUAAUUUCCACGCUUGGGCCCGUGCAGGGGAAUAUGAUAGAACACUACAGACUGCCCCUACUUGCUAACAUUACAGUUCCUGUGAAGAAAGUAGCCACAAUCUACAGUAACAAAGGGAAUGUUUGGGAACUUUUCCUUCCUUAAAAAUUGAGAAAAUUGCACUUGUGCUUGUUGGAUGGCACAUCAACCAGAAUGUGUCCCAGAGUUGUGAGGUUUCUGGUGGAGAGGUUACAUAGUAGAAGCUAGUCUAUUUUUUAUAUUUUUGUAACAAUUGCUUUUUUCAUGAGGGGAUGAGGGGUUAGUAUUUGUAGUCUUAACGAGUCUAGUAGUUUUUUAUAAAUCUCUUCAGAUUAUAAAUAACAUAAAAACUUUGCAACGUUUACAUGAUUUUUUAAAAGACGCUGUAUGCACUUGGUUUGCUUUUAAAAUAAAAAUGUAAUAGGUCAGCUGGUUUAGGAGGUUAACUUCAUUCAGGGUAGGAUUGCUGAUCAUGAUAGAUUUGAUUUUUUACAGACUUUAUUCUGGCAUCUUGUUUGGGUACCGCCAGAGAAAGUCAUUUGUCAUUUGGGGUCGCACUUAAAUCUACACCUGCAAAGUUUUUUGUUGUUCAUCUAGGUCCGCACAUGGGGAAUGCCAGACUGUACCUCUGGUGGUUGAUCACCUCAUACCCUGAGGCCCAGCAUGUUGCUGUCCCAGUGUUGUGUGAUUUUGCAGGAAGAGCUGACAGGCCUGCCUGUCCCUGUUUCCCAAUUUAGAUUCUCAUAGGCAUCUCCUGACAAAGGUACUUAAUGAUAGCUCUGCUGGAAAUUUCUAAACAAUAAAAUACAUGUCCAAAAUGGUGAUGGUGUUUAACUUUCCUUGUAGUUUAAAAGUCAAACAGAUACCACUAAUUAUACAUCUUCACUCUUUGUAAUUUAAUGGUCCUAGCACUAGAAUGAACAUUUUCCUCAAAUGCUACAAACUUCUCUCACCAUUUCUCAGCUUCCGUUUCCUUUUAGGUGUCAACCCUCAGGACCCUGAGCUGCUUUUUGUUGCUUGAGGUAGGAAAACAUAGAUUCUUGAAAUGGGAUGUUGUUAAAAUGAAUACAGACCUUGUCUGUCUGGUGGAAUCAGAAUGAACAUCCUCUUCACAGUGGUCAGGAGAAGCUCGAGAAGCACAGCAAGGUCAGUGGGGGAAAGGAGUCAUUGAUACAAGGGAUUUCAU
Molecule: messenger RNA, 4505 nt
Organism: Panthera uncia (snow leopard)
Lineage: Eukaryota; Metazoa; Chordata; Mammalia; Carnivora; Felidae
Gene: GPT2
Product: glutamic--pyruvic transaminase 2
Exons: 12
Coding region: 137-1708 (523 amino acids)
Biological process (GO): biosynthetic process
Molecular function (GO): L-alanine:2-oxoglutarate transaminase activity; pyridoxal phosphate binding
Source: RefSeq, a predicted model, not a curated record